UACAUGCGGCGCAUACACAGUUGUUUUUCCUGCAGCAUGGCUUCAGUGUAAGCUGAAAGAUGCAUAUGACGUGCUCGCAUGCCACAGGUGCACUGUAUUAGAUUGCAGAAAAGUGCAGCCCAUUUGGUAUAACUACACAUCCAAGCCUGUUUCCAGAGGGGAAGUGUAAGACUGAACUGUGUUAUAAUCUGGAAUUCCUUUGUUAAGUGCCAGAAAUGUAGGUUUCAUUUGGAAGACAGAUAAAUACUGGGAUUAGAAUAAAUGAAUUGCAGCUGCCGUGGAUCAUAUCCUGGGAGAAAUAAAAUGAAAAACAGUAAGCAAUGGUGUGAAUGCUGCAAACCAUCUUACAGGAAGGUGCUUCUAGUAUAUUUGCAUUGACUCCAUCAACAUGUCUGUCUGCGAGGAUAUGCUCCUUUGCAAUUACCGCAAGUGUCGAGUCAAGCUUGCAGGCUAUGCGUGGGUUACAGCCUGCUCGCAUAUUUUCUGUGACCAGCAUGGAAGUGGGGAGUUCAGCCGUUCGCCAGCAGUCUGCCCUGCUUGCUCUAGUGCCCUUUCUGGCAAAUUGGACAUUGUUCGGACAGAACUCAGUCCCUCAGAGGAGUAUAAGGCCAUGGUUCUAGCUGGAUUGCGCCCAGAGAUUAUUCUAGACAUCACUUCCAGGGCUCUGGCUUUUUGGACAUACCAGGUUCAUCAGGAGCGUUUGUACCAAGAAUACACCUACAGCAAAGCAGAAGGCCACCUGAAACAGAUGGAGAAGGUCUAUACCCAGCAACUCCAAAGUAAAGAUAUUGAGCUAACAUCCAUGAAGAGUGAAGUUUCCUCCUUGAAGAAAGUCCUGGAAGAAUACAAAAAGAAGUUCACAGAGCUCUCAGAGAAACUCAUGGAGCGCAACCGUCAGUACCAGAAGCUCCAGGGCUUGUAUGACAGCCUGCGCCUGCGUAAUAUUGCUGUAGCCAGCCAAGAGGCCGCCCAAGAACCUCCCAUGAUGCCUCAGCCUGCUGUCUUUGGUUUCCCUUUGGGUAAUGCAGCCAGGCUCUCUGGGGACACAACGCCCACAGGUAUUCAUGGCCGGCAUGGUGAAGGAGACUUCAAUUUCAAACCUUUCUUUGCCUCUUCUCCACCAAUGGCAGAGUCUGCAAACAGCUUCUUUUCCUUUGUCUCUCCCGGAAAUGAUCUGGAACAGCACCCAGGAGGAAACAAGGCCUAUAAAAUUAAGAGAAUGUAA
This is a messenger RNA of Sceloporus undulatus (fence lizard), 1225 nucleotides long. RefSeq names its product cyclin B1 interacting protein 1 (gene CCNB1IP1). The record is from RefSeq and is a predicted model, not a curated record. Gene Ontology annotation, biological process: reciprocal meiotic recombination. The coding region runs from base 389 to 1225 and encodes 278 amino acids. The transcript is spliced from 4 exons. Gene Ontology annotation, molecular function: ubiquitin protein ligase activity. Gene Ontology annotation, cellular component: synaptonemal complex. Lineage: Eukaryota; Metazoa; Chordata; Lepidosauria; Squamata; Phrynosomatidae.